Molecule: messenger RNA, 498 nt
Organism: Acanthamoeba castellanii str. Neff
Lineage: Eukaryota; Discosea; Longamoebia; Acanthamoebidae
Exons: 3
Source: RefSeq, a predicted model, not a curated record
CGCCGCUUUGAUGUGUCGCUGGUGAUCGAGAACGAGGGCUUCUCGGCUCCGCUCCACCAGGUCACCGUCUACCUGGUCCUCACCGCCGAGUCGACUGUGUGGACCAAGCUCCCGGUCGACCCGCGCUUCUGGCACCCCGAGCAGUCGCCCUUCACCCUCAAGUACUCCCUCGGCAUCGGACCCAACGUGCCCGCAGGCAACUACUCGCUGGGCUUGCUGUUCGCGGACGCGCUCAUGGCCUCGUCGCCGUCGGCCGAGCCGCUGCCCUACUAUGCCAUCCAGCUGGCCAACGAGGGCACCUGGAACGCCGACACCGGCAUCAACGACCUGGGCGUCACAGUCCAGGUGGCCACGUCCGCCCCCGACACUGGCGCCUACGCGGGCGAUCUGUGGGUUGGCGCCCGCCCGAGCUCGCUCGACAGCGCCGGCGGCACCACCCUGCCCUCCGUCGCCGGCGCCCUGCUCCUGCUCGUUCUCCUCCCUUUUCUUCUUUUCUAA